AUGAGGAGCUACGUUGUUGGCUAUACCCCAACCCAAGCCGACGUCGUUACAUUCAAGGCAUUCAAGAAAGCCCCCGACGCUGCUAAAUAUCCCCACGCUGCGCGUUGGUACAAGCACAUUUCUUCAUUCGGAACAGAAUUCACUACCCUUCCCGGUGACCCUUCCAAACCAUACACCGCAUAUGGCCCCGAAAGCACCGAUAUCCCAGUGAACGUCAAGAAAGCCCCAGCCCCAGCUGCAGACGAGGACGAGGACGAAGACAUGGAUCUUUUCGGUAGCGAUGACGAUGAAGAAGAUGCUGCCCUCGUUGCUGAGAGAGAAAAGAACCUCGAGGAGUACAGGAAGAAGAGUGCGGCAAAGACAAAGCCUCCCGCUAAAUCUUUCAUCACUUUAGAUAUCAAACCUAUAGAUGACGAAACCCCCAUGGAUAAAUUAAAGGUUGAGGUUAAAAAAUUGCUGGAAACGAAGGAGGGUCUUAAAUACUCCAAGGAUGAACUAAAGCCUGUUGGCUAUGGUAUUAUGAAACUCCAGGUUCAUUUUACCGUCGAGGACGAGAAGGUAUCCGUCGAUGACCUUCAAGAAGAGCUGGAACAGACUUUCGAAGAUUGGAUUCAGUCAACUGAUGUUGUAAGUGUUUCCCCAACCAGCUCUACAAUAUCGUUUCAUUUCUAA
Paracoccidioides brasiliensis Pb18 is the source of this 672-nucleotide messenger RNA. RefSeq names its product translation elongation factor 1 subunit beta. The coding region runs from base 1 to 672 and encodes 223 amino acids. Gene Ontology annotation, cellular component: cytosol; eukaryotic translation elongation factor 1 complex. Gene Ontology annotation, molecular function: guanyl-nucleotide exchange factor activity; translation elongation factor activity. The record is from RefSeq and is a predicted model, not a curated record. The transcript has 3 exons. Gene Ontology annotation, biological process: translational elongation.